AUUUUCACAAAUGAUAAUUAGAAGAUGUUCAAUUUCUAAUUAUGCAUCUCAAAGAUCAUAGUCUUAAAAGUAAUAACUCAGUAUAAUACUUUUGUAGAAUGUCAGAAAAUGAAUAAUGCAGUAGUAAUUCUCACUUCUCAACAUGCUGUAGCAAUACUUCAUCAGAAAUCGAUGAGAUUGAUGAUCCUUUGAAUUAUGCUUCCUUUAAGGAUUUCCAAGCUGUCUUGCCACUUGUGAUCAAUGGUGUCAGAAUCCAGAAGGUGACUUGGGAUCUCUUCUCUGCUCCUCCAAAUUUGUAUUCCCAAUGGAAAGCGCAUUGCUAUUGGACUGUUGGCUAUACAUAUGAGAUUACAAUGAAAAAAAUGAAGCAAAGCAAUAAAAUGCGAUAUCGAUUAACUGUUAAUGCUUGGUGUUGUUUAAAUAGCAAAUCGUGGGUUAAGAAUAAAUGGGAUCGCUUGUUGGAACAUGAAACUGGGCAUUAUCUCAUUGGGUGUUUGUGUGCUUUAGAAUUCAAAGCGAGGUAAAGUAGUCAAAUCUUAUUGUAGAGUUGAUAAAACUAAAUUUACUAGGAACUAUCGCCUUGAAUCUACAUAAAUCUUCUAAGAUACAUUCUAGGAAUACCUCUCCCUAGAAAGAAGGUACGACGAAGAGACCAAUCACAGUCAAAAUAUUAGCAGAUAAAAGGAGUGGAAUGAAUUCAUCAUUAAGGAAUUACAAAAAUACUGAUUUUAUUAUUAUUAAUAAUAUAUCUCAAAUAU
Messenger RNA from Paramecium octaurelia, 758 nucleotides. NCBI's taxonomy places the organism in Eukaryota, Ciliophora, Oligohymenophorea, Peniculida, Parameciidae. The record is from the annotation of a GenBank genome assembly.